UACUGUUGUAAAUGUAACCUUGCUGUCCAAUUGAGGAGUGCUUUCGAGUGUCUUCAAGUGUUCGGUCAUUUCGCAAGCGCUACGUGAGCUUUAUUUUCGCUUCCGCAGCUAUAAAUGACUCUGUGUACCGACAUCAGCAUUUUGAUUUUGAUUUUCCUGCUCAUUAGGCCCUUGAAUUUACCACAUACCGGAUUCUGCCUGAUUGUCAGUACGACCGUAGGGUUAUUUCAUUUCAUCUCAUCAUCACGGCUAUCGUUACGCUACAAGCUUCCGGGCGGCGGGAAGUCCUAUUUCAAUGUAAGCUCGGCAACUGCUCCACCACCAGAUAUCGCAACGAAUGCGGACUUGUGCUGAGCGAGGUCGCCGCCUCGUAUUUGCAGCAAGGACGGUGAAAUUCACGGGA
Messenger RNA from Desarmillaria tabescens, 403 nucleotides. RefSeq lists its product as uncharacterized. The transcript is spliced from 2 exons. The record is from RefSeq and is a predicted model, not a curated record. NCBI's taxonomy places the organism in Eukaryota, Fungi, Basidiomycota, Agaricomycetes, Agaricales, Physalacriaceae. The coding region runs from base 115 to 354 and encodes 79 amino acids.